CUCAUUAUCUUGUCGGUAGACCACCCAUGACCACAAAUUGAUAACCGUUUAUGAGUAAGUUUUGGAUCAUUACGGUCGUCAGCGGUGGCGGCCAAAACAAAAUCAUCUUCCCCGAAUUGCCCAAGUUAAACGCAGGAAAAGCAUGACUUCUGUCGAUGCAUUGCAUAGAGAGGAUGGCUACGAUCCGUUCAAACAUCGUCAGGUGGAGAAGCCCAACUCGUAGAACUAUUGGAACCUUGAUUCAUAUGAUCAAAGGAUCGCUGGGGACAGGUAUUAUGGCAAUGCCUCUGGCGUUCAAAAACGGAGGAUUGAUAUUUGGUACCAUUGGAACGAUAGUGAUUUGUGUGAUUUACACGCAUUGUGUUCAUUUACUGGUUGGUACAUCUCAGAAAGCUUGUAAGAAGAAUCAGACUCCUGUGUUGGGAUAUUCAGAAACAGUCCAUGCUGUAUUCAGUGAUGGGCCUACCAAAGUGAGACGUAUCGCAAAGUCCACAAUGGGAUUCGUCGACGUAAUGAUCCUCAUCCAAAGCAUCCUAACCUGCUGUUUGUUUCUGGUGUUCAUAGCCAAAUCACUACACGAUGUGAUUUACAACCAAUUGGACGUAGAUUGGGAUGUACGCAUCUACAUUCUCAUUGAGUUGAUUCCGGUCGUUGUCAUUACGCAGAUUCGCGAAUUGAAAUAUCUGGUUCCGUUUUCUUUGAUAGCCAACGCACUGCUCAUCAGCGCUAUUGGGAUUACGCUGUAUUUCAUUUUGAGUAAACCAUUUUCGCUGGACAACAGAAACCUUUGGCCCGAGUGGAGUAGUGUUGCUUCCUUUGCUAGCGCAGUGUUAUUUGCAAUCCAAGGAAUAAGAUAUGUUCUCCCUGUUGAGAAUAAAAUGAAGCAUCCACAGCACUUCUUGUCCAGCUUAGGUGUACUGAACAUAGCGAUGGCUUUUCUGAUCUCACUUUACACCAUUACGGGGUUUUUCGGGUAUGCACAAUAUGGAGAUAAAACCGAAGGAUCUGUUACUCUUAACCUGCCAAGUGAAAACCCAUGGGCCGAAUCAACACGUCUGCUCUCGGGAAUCGGCAUUAUGUUCUCCUUAGGGCUGAGCUACUACGUCCCCAUGGACAUCAUGUGGAGUCACAUUCACAGCAGACUGUCACAAAAAUGGCACAAUUGGGGCCAAAUCAUAGUUCGUUUUACGAUGCUGGUCAUAUUGGCUGCAGUGGCGAUCGGAGCUCCGGAGAUAGGUCCGUUUGUUGGGCUGGUGGGAUCUUUUGGAUCGUCAACGCUGGCAAUUCUGAUUCCCGUCACGCUGGAUGUCAUUUUCCGGUGGCCGCAUGGCUUCGGCAGAAUGAAGUGGUUGCUGUGGAAGAACGGCGUGUUGUUUGUUUUUGGACUGUUUAUUCUUGUAGCUGGAACGUACUUUAGCGUGAAGGAUGUCGUAGCAAUUUACCAAUAGGAAUGCUAGUAAAAAAGUUGCACAACAAAA
This is a messenger RNA of Aedes aegypti (yellow fever mosquito), 1478 nucleotides long. Its product is annotated as proton-coupled amino acid transporter-like protein CG1139. The transcript has 7 exons. Gene Ontology annotation, cellular component: vacuolar membrane. NCBI's taxonomy places the organism in Eukaryota, Metazoa, Arthropoda, Insecta, Diptera, Culicidae. Gene Ontology annotation, biological process: amino acid transmembrane transport. The record is from RefSeq and is a predicted model, not a curated record. Gene Ontology annotation, molecular function: amino acid transmembrane transporter activity. Bases 156 to 1448 code for a protein of 430 amino acids.